CCAUCUUCUCUUUAAAAAGCCAUCACAAACAUCGCAGCAAUAUGAGCAAAGAAAUAAAGAAGAAACAGUAUAGCAUAUGGGAUCCAAAGACCAAAAAAAUGCAUUGCUCAAUCAACAUUUGGAGCAACUUGGUUCAAUUACUAAUUCCCCUUCUGUGAAUAAGGCAUCAAUCAUCGUCCAUGCAUCUAAGUACAUAGAGGAAUUAAAGGAAAGGAUAGACAAGUUAAAUGAAGAUGUCUCAACCUCACAACCUUCUCAUAUUGAUGAUGAAAAUUCCUUACCAUUGGUUACAGUAGAAACCCUAGAAAAGGGAUUUCUAAUAAAUGUGUUGUCAGAAAAGAAUUGCCCUGGAUUGUUAGUCUCCAUUUUGGAAGCAUUUGAAGAGCUUGCCCUUGAAUUAUCGGAUGCUAGGGUUUCUUGUUCCGAUAGUUUUCGCCUUGAAGCUUUUAGUCAAGCCGAAGGACAGAUUGAUAGAGUAGAUGCCCAAAUGGUAAAACAAUCAGUCUUGGAAGCUAUAAGGAACUGGAGCCAAAGCAAUGAUUAAUUAAUCAGUUUUUGUUAUAGAUCGUCUCCUCCCUCUGUUCUUUAAACAUAUCCCUAGCUACCAACCAACCCAUAAAAAAAGGAAAAAGCAAAGAGGCAAAUAAACAAAAAGGAAAACUUUUUUUUGUAGCUCCUGCAUGUUAUAGUUAAGACAGGGGCAGAGCCAGAAUUUGAAAACAUGCUGAAUGGAGGAAUUUAGGCAAAAUCACGUUAGGGUUUCAAGCCAUGUGAAGAGAACUCUUUCUUCUCUGUAUGUAACGAAAAAUCAGAGAGCCAAAAUGUCUGAUGGAUCUUUCUAGAUCCUUUUGUACAUAUUUAUACAAUGAGCUCAAGAUACCAACUAACCUGUUAACUAAGAA
Nicotiana attenuata is the source of this 902-nucleotide messenger RNA. RefSeq lists its product as uncharacterized. Gene Ontology annotation, biological process: regulation of DNA-templated transcription. Lineage: Eukaryota; Viridiplantae; Streptophyta; Magnoliopsida; Solanales; Solanaceae. The record is from RefSeq and is a predicted model, not a curated record. Bases 77 to 544 code for a protein of 155 amino acids. Gene Ontology annotation, cellular component: nucleus. Gene Ontology annotation, molecular function: sequence-specific DNA binding; DNA-binding transcription factor activity. The transcript has 4 exons.